UAAACAUGUUUCGAGCAACGUUGAUUAUAAUUUUCACGUUCGUUGUUUUCGCUUACGCCGAAGAUAUUUGUGAAAAGCAAUUCAAAGAUUGUUAUGCUAUUUGCGAUGAUAUUAAUGUACAAAAUUGUAUGUUUAAAAUGUACACUGAUAAGAACAGGAUAUUUAAUUUGACAGUUUGCGACCAAAGGGAAUCUAAAUCUGCUGACGAUUGGGAUAUUAAAAAAGGCAGCAGAAGGAUUGAAUGUGCUUACAGUAAUACUACACAAGGUGAUGAUAAUAACCACAGGAACACAAUUAUACAAUCUAGAAAUAGUUUUGUGGUUGUAUAUGAUUAAUUAAUAUACUACUAAUCACUUUGAAAUAAAUGUUUUGAUAAAUAACAGUUAA
Messenger RNA from Onthophagus taurus, 387 nucleotides. RefSeq lists its product as uncharacterized. NCBI's taxonomy places the organism in Eukaryota, Metazoa, Arthropoda, Insecta, Coleoptera, Scarabaeidae. The record is from RefSeq and is a predicted model, not a curated record.